AUGGAGAGAAUCGAUGUGCAUGCUCAUUGCGUUCCGCCCGCUUAUCGAGAGUACUGUUUGAAGAAUGACUUCGCAGGAAGGGGCCACCCCGACGGGAUGCCCGCCAUUCCUGAUUGGGAUGCCAAGUCGCACAUCCAACUGAUGAAGGACUUGAACAUUACAAAGUCCGUCCUCAGCAUGUCCUCGCCGGGUACACACUUGACUCCUGGCAAUGACGAGGAAGCGCGGUCCCUCACCCGCAGUGUGAAUGAAGACAUGUCAAAGAUCUGUGCCCAAAACAAGGAUCAUUUCUUGUUCUUUGCAUCACUCCCUCUCCCAGACGUGGAAGGAUCCCUCGCCGAGAUCGACUACGCGCUUGACCACCUGGGCGCCGUGGGGUUUCAAAUCCUGACCAAUUCUCAUGGAAUCUACCCGGGAGAUCCACAGUUCAGUCGAGUCUUCGAUAAACUCAGCGAGCGCAAAACAAUUGUCUUUUUUCAUCCAACCACAUGUAUUUCCCGGAAUGCCCAGACUGGCUCCGUGAAGGAGAAGGUGACGCCCAUGCGAGGAAUUCCCAGCCCGAUUAUGGAGUUCAUGUUUGACACCACCCGAGCGCUGGCAAGCCUCUUCAUAUCUGGAACAGUGACCAGGUGUUCUGGGAUCACAUUCCUGGUCUGUCACUGCGGUGCGACAUUCCCACCGAUAAUGCAGCGAAUUGCAGAAUUUUCCAGCCUCGUAGUUAAAGAGGGCGACCCUAUCUCCAGCGAUGAUAUCAAGGAGCUGCUGAAUAGCCGCUUUUAUAUUGAUUUGGCGGGUCUUCCUUUCCCUGAUCAGAUUCAUGGGCUUUUGAGACUUGUUGACUCAUCGAGACUACUGUAUGGAAGUGAUUAUCCGUAUAGCCCGGCAAGGAUGGUUACAUCUCUAGCUCAGAGAGUGGAUGGUGGAUUGAAAAGUACCCUUGGAAUUGAAACCACCAAGCGGGUCCUACUUGAUAAUGCGAAGAGAAUGCUCUCUAGCGCACAAUGA
Penicillium atrosanguineum is the source of this 1005-nucleotide messenger RNA. Its product is annotated as amidohydrolase family protein. Gene Ontology annotation, biological process: secondary metabolic process. The record is from RefSeq and is a predicted model, not a curated record. Bases 1 to 1005 code for a protein of 334 amino acids. NCBI's taxonomy places the organism in Eukaryota, Fungi, Ascomycota, Eurotiomycetes, Eurotiales, Aspergillaceae. The transcript has 2 exons. Gene Ontology annotation, molecular function: carboxy-lyase activity; hydrolase activity. Gene Ontology annotation, cellular component: cytoplasm; cytosol.